AUGCUCGCACGCACCGUGCGCUCGCUCAAGCGGCCCUGCCCGCUCUGCUCGGGCACCGCCUGGUCGCCGUCCUCCUCAUCCUCAUCUCGCCUCGCGUCGACCAAAGCCGCCUCGGCCCGCCAGUCGUCCAUCCCCGCCCCAGUCGUCGACCUCGCCCAUGUCGUCAACGCACCCGACGCCGUCAAGCGCAACCUGCGCGACCGCAACUUUCCCUUCCCCGCCGACCAGGUCGACCACCUGCGCGCCAUGCACCUCGACGCCGCCCGCCUCGGAAAGGACCUCCAGCGCGCGAGAGAGCGCCGCAACGCCGUCUCGAGCGCACCCACGGGCGGCGACCCGGACGCGCGCCGCCGCGAGGCCGGCGAGGUCAAGAAGCUCGUCAAGGACCUCGAGCCGCGCCUGUCGGCCCUCACCAAGGCCGUCCAGCACCUCGCGCUCCAGCUGCCCAACACGUCGCACCCGGACGUGCCCGUCGGCGACGAGACCCGCGCCCGCCUCGUCAAGACGCUCGGCCCGCCCUUGCCGUCGUCGCCAGCCGCGACCGAGCCCGAGCGGGACCACCUCGCCCUGUCGUCGCCGGCCAACCUCGCGUGGACCGACUUUGCGUCGUCGUCGCUCACGACGGGCUCGUCGUGGCCGCUCCUCCUCAACGAGGCCGCCCUCGUCGAACUCGCCCUCACCAACUACGCCAUGUCGGUCGCGCUCAAGCACGGCUUUACGCCCGCCCUGACGCCCGACGUCGUGCGCUCGGACGUCGCCGAGCGCUGCGGCUUCCGACCUCGCGACGGCGACGCCCAGCAGACCUACUUCCUCUCGGACGGCGACACCGGCGCCGCAUCGCCCUCGUCGUCCUCGUCCUCGUCGUCGACCCUGUGCCUCGCCGGCACGGCCGAGGUCCCGCUCGUCGCCAUGUCGGCCGCGCAGACGUUCCGCGCCGCCGACCUCCCGCUCAAGCACGUCGCGCUCGGGCGCGCGUUCCGCGCCGAGGCCGGCGCGCGCGGCGCCGACAGCCGCGGCCUGUACCGCGUGCACCAGUUUUCCAAGGUCGAGAUGGUCGUCGUGUGCGCCGAGGACGACAGCGAUGCGCUCCUCGAGGAGCUGCGCGCGAUUCAGGAGGAGAUCCUGAGCGGGUUGGGCCUGUCGUUGCGGGUCCUCGACAUGCCGACACAGGAGCUCGGCGCUUCGGCGCACCGCAAGUACGACAUCGAGGCGUGGAUGCCCGGGCGCGGCAAGUGGGGCGAGCUCUCGUCGGCAUCCAACUGCACCGACUACCAGUCGCGCCGCCUCGGGAUCCGGUACCGGCCGUCAGCGUCCCCCUCUCCCUCGUCCUCCUCUCCUCCCUCGUCCCCCUCCUCCUCGCCCCACCACCCACCCUCACCGUCCAAGCUCGCCUACGCCCACACGCUCAACGGCACAGCAGCCGCCAUCCCGCGCCUCAUCGUCGCCCUCCUCGAGAACGGCGCCGUGCUCGACGACGCACGCAAGCCGGUCCGCGUACGGCUGCCCGCUGUGCUGAGGCCGUUCUGGCUCGGGCGAGAGGGCGGGAGCGACGCGAGGAUCGAGUGGGUGGACGAGGGCGAGGCACUCAGGGCGGCGGCGUAG
This is a messenger RNA of Rhodotorula graminis WP1, 1602 nucleotides long. RefSeq lists its product as uncharacterized. Gene Ontology annotation, molecular function: tRNA binding; ATP binding; serine-tRNA ligase activity. The transcript is spliced from 3 exons. Gene Ontology annotation, cellular component: mitochondrion. The record is from RefSeq and is a predicted model, not a curated record. Gene Ontology annotation, biological process: mitochondrial seryl-tRNA aminoacylation. The coding region runs from base 1 to 1602 and encodes 533 amino acids. NCBI's taxonomy places the organism in Eukaryota, Fungi, Basidiomycota, Microbotryomycetes, Sporidiobolales, Sporidiobolaceae.